AGCUUUUCCAUUAAAAAAAAAAUCCCCUCACAUUGUCUCAUCUUCGGGGCUGGUAACUUUACCGAGAAGCAUAAAAUGGCGCAGCAGUUUGUUCAGGCGAAAAUUAAAGGGGACAAAGUGGUGGUGUUUCUGAAGCCCACCUGUCCUUACUGUAUCAUGGCUCAAGACGUUUUGUCGAAAUACAAGUUCAAGCCGGGACAUUUUGAGUGCGUUGAUAUCAGUGACCGCAGCGAUAUGGGCAGUAUGCAAGACUAUUUCCUGGAGCUUACAGGAGCCCGCACGGUCCCACGAGUGUUCAUCGGUGAGGAGUGCAUUGGUGGUGGCAGUGAUGUGGCAGCCCUCCAGAAGAGUGGCAAACUGGAGGGAAUGUUGAAAUCUAUUGGGGCCCUGCAGUGAUUCAUCUCAGAUCUCCAGGUAUGAAGGCUUUGGCGUCCAGGUUUGGUCACAUGACAAUGCAGCGGGACUUGCGGAGUUUGCGCCGUCGCUGCUGGUACUCGCUGAGCUCCUGCAGGUAGCCUCUGGAUGGCCAGCGUAGCCUCUCCACCUGCUCACGCUCCUCAUCUGGACCACAUAUAAACACAGACAUAUUAUUCUAAUCUGUACCCAAAAUUGCAUGUUUUGUUGUCUCCUUCUUGUAAUCUUUUUAUCUCACUUUUGCCCUUUAUUACCCGUCCAAUGACCUUAAAUGAGCCUUAUGUGUGCAUGGCAUAUGAUGACAAUAAAGAAAGUGUACUGCUACACCAUGUCACUGUUAA
Archocentrus centrarchus (flier cichlid) is the source of this 755-nucleotide messenger RNA. RefSeq names its product glutaredoxin (thioltransferase) (gene glrx). Gene Ontology annotation, cellular component: mitochondrion. The record is from RefSeq and is a predicted model, not a curated record. The coding region runs from base 76 to 396 and encodes 106 amino acids. The transcript has 3 exons. Gene Ontology annotation, molecular function: glutathione disulfide oxidoreductase activity. Lineage: Eukaryota; Metazoa; Chordata; Actinopteri; Cichliformes; Cichlidae.